AUGGGAGACGACCUCUGGCUCGGCUUAUGUACCCAAGACCCACGGUGAACCCUACGCGCAGCCCCGGGCCUCAGAGCCUGCUGACCCCACGCCGACUAUGGGAAUCAAGGCUUUAGGAGAAAAGCUCAGACAUCGCGGGUGGCGUCUCCCUCUGAUCACCAAGCACCAGAGCAGCGAGAUGAAGGCGCAGUACAGCUGGCCCGACCUGAACCAGUGCCCCACCGUCCACUUCGGUCCCCAGCCCCUGAAGCUUGCAGACCACCACCGCGGGGGUCCUUCCCAGAGUGUCCUGGACCGCCAUCAGCUCUACCUGACCACCUCGGUCCGGGACUUACGGUUCUACCCGAAGAACGAGCUGUCUGGAUAUCCUCGCAAGGACUUACGGACCCACUGGAGCUUCGAGAUGCCCCAGGCCUGGGGCCACGGUCCGCAGUGGCCACCCUGUCCACGCUCUUCUCGGCCGCCGCGACCGCCGCCCGCGGGGCCCUAUCUCUGCCUCAGGAGUCCUACAGUACCCCGCUGCAUCCACUCCGCAGGCUCGACCGUUUCUGCCCACUGGAGGCGCCCUGGGGCGGCCUCCACUGGAAGCCCCUGCCGGGAAUCUACAGCGUGCCUAAAGCCUACGCUACCGAAAAUUCCACCUACGGCAGCUUGAAGCCGGCGCCAGUUUGA
Molecule: messenger RNA, 672 nt
Organism: Otolemur garnettii (small-eared galago)
Lineage: Eukaryota; Metazoa; Chordata; Mammalia; Primates; Galagidae
Exons: 5
Source: RefSeq, a predicted model, not a curated record